AUGUACAAAUCCUGCUCCAAUUCUCCCAAAAAUCAUCAUAAGUCCCAUUCCUCCAAGAAACUUCGUCAUUCUAAUUCUUCCCAACAAAAGGAAUAUGUUAGUGGUUCUAGUAAUGAUUCUCAACAAGAAGAUUAUGAUAGUAGUUCUCGUAAAAAAAAGCAGAAUAAGUAUUCUUCCUCACAACAAAGCAGUAACAAGCAUUAUAGGUCUCUCUCCCUACAACAAAGUGAUAAAAGUGAUAACAAGCGUCAUAGAUCUUCCUCUCAAAAAAAAAGGGAUAAUAAGCAUCGUAGGUCUCCUUCCCUACAACAAAAUAACAAUCAUCGGAAUCUCUUUCCCCACAACAAAGAAAUAUCAGGCCUCCAAAGCAACAACAGAUUAAUAAAUCCCUCCUAUCCCAAACAGCAUCUCAAGCGUCAUCACAUGCAGUGUGACUUUGAACAGGAUGGUGCCCCGUCUAAAGAAUCUGUAGGAAUUAUUGUUGCAAAAGAAACAGCAGUUACCAGUGAAGAUGAAAAUGCAGAAGAUGAAACCACAAGUGAAACUUGA
Dentiscutata erythropus is the source of this 549-nucleotide messenger RNA. The record is from the annotation of a GenBank genome assembly. Lineage: Eukaryota; Fungi; Glomeromycota; Glomeromycetes; Diversisporales; Gigasporaceae.